Messenger RNA from Phodopus roborovskii (desert hamster), 7461 nucleotides. RefSeq names its product zinc finger protein 592 (gene Znf592). The record is from RefSeq and is a predicted model, not a curated record. Bases 379 to 4182 code for a protein of 1267 amino acids. Lineage: Eukaryota; Metazoa; Chordata; Mammalia; Rodentia; Cricetidae. The transcript is spliced from 10 exons.
AGGCCCGGCCGGGCCGGGGCAGCUCCUCAGCCGCACCGCCCUGGCCGGUGCCCAGGCCCGAGUCGCCUUCCGCCCGCCCUCCCCACCCGCGGCCUCAGCCAGGUCCCGCCGCCAGCCCGGCUCCCGCCCCCGCUCCGCCCCCGGAGCCGCAGCCCCGCCCGCCACCGCCGUCGCCAUGUUGUGGCUCCCGCAGCCGGCGCUGGGGACGCGCGCGGCCGAGCCCGGGGCCUGCCGCUGCCGCCGCCGCCGCCAGGUGGUGAUUGGACUCUAGACCAUGUGCCUAGGUAGUUUUUCCUUUCUCCGCAGCUCUACUCUCCCAGCAGCGCUCACUACACCCUUCUUUUGAGAACCUCACUAAGCUCUUGUUAGCAUCCAGCCAUGGGGGAUAUGAAAACCCCAGAUUUUGAUGACCUUCUGGCUGCCUUUGACAUCCCAGAUCCGACAAGUCUUGAUGCCAAGGAGGCCAUCCAGACACCCAGUGAGGAGAAUGAGAGUCCCUUGAAGUCUUCAGGCAUGUGUAUGGAUGAGAGUGUGUCCUUGUCUCACUCAGGAUCAGCCCCAGAUGUGCCGGCCGUGAGUGUCAUUGUCAAGAACACCAGUCGUCAAGAGUCAUUUGAAGCAGAGAAAGACCACAUUGCUCCUAGUCUCCUACACAAUGGAUUUCGGGGUUCAGACCUGCCUCCAGACACCCACCAUGGUGGGAAGUUUGAUUCUACUUUCAUAAAUGGAGACAGUGCUAGGAGUUUCACAAGCAAGCUAGAGACUUCCAAGUCUGAGCCAUUACCUACCUUCAACCAGUUCAGCCCGAUCUCUAGCCCAGAACCUGAGGAUCCUGUCAAAGAUAAUGGGUUUGGGAUAAAGCCCAAGCACUCUGAUAGUUAUUUCCCACCUCCUCCUGGGUGUGGGGCUGUGGGGGGCCCAGUCUUGGAAGCUCUGGGUAAGUUCCCGGUCCCAGAGCUACACAUGUUUGAUCACUUUUGUAAGAAAGAACCCAAACCAGAACCCUUGCCUUUAGAGAGCCAGCAGGAGCAUGAGCGGGGUGGGCCAAAGGUGGCAGGGCCGCCCAAAGAUCUGGAUUCCAGUCGGUUCUUUGGGGAAGCUUUAGAAUUCAAUAGUCACUCCAACAACAGUAUCGGAGAACCCAAGAAGCUUGCCCCAGAGCUUAGUGCUUGCUCCUCUGUGCCCCCUAGGCAGCGCUUGAAACCAGCCCAUUCCAAACUAUCCUCUUGUGUUGCCGCCUUGGUGGCCCUACAGGCCAAAAGGGUGGCCAGUGUCACCAAGGAAGACCAGCCUAGUCACACAAAGGAUUCCUCAGGGCCCAUUAAAGAGGGUUCUAAAAGCAGCCCCAAAAUGCCCAAGUCACCAAAGAGUCCCCGGAGCCCUCUGGAGGCCACUAGAAAAAGUAUCAAGCCAUCAGACAGCCCUCGGAGCAUCUGCAGUGACAGUAGCAGCAAAGGGUCCCCCUCUGUGGCUGCCAGCUCCCCACCAGCAAUUCCCAAAGUCAGAAUCAAAACCAUUAAGACGUCAUCAGGGGAAAUCAAACGGACUGUUACAAGGAUCCUGCCAGACCCUGAUGAUCCCAGUAAGUCCCCUGUUGAGUCACCGCUAGGGAGCACCAUUGCUGAGGCCCCAAGUGAGGUGCCAGGGGAUGAGGGCACAGCCCUGCCUAUGGAAGAGCACUUUUCUGAGGCAGGCAUAAAUUCAGGGAGCCCCCAGGGGGACAGAAAAGGGGAUGAGAGCAUGAUGAAGGCUAGUGACUCGUCUUCUCCCUGCCGCAUCCCUGGGUCCCGGGCCCCAAAAGGAGCUUCCCUGAACUCACAGGCAAGCAAGAAGCAACAGAGCACAGCACUUCAGGCAUCAACCCUGGCCCCUGCCAGCCUAUUGCCCAAAGCUGUGCACUUGGCCAACUUGAACCUGGUCCCCCACAGUGUUGCCGCAUCUGUGACUGCCAAGUCCUCAGCACAGAGACGGAGCCAGCCUCAGGUCACGCAAAUGACAGUGCCUCUGGUUCAUCAGGUGAAAAAGGCCGCCCCUCUAAUCGUGGAGGUCUUCAACAAGGUCCUCCACAGCUCUAAUCCUGUGCCCCUCUAUGCGCCAAAUCUCAGCCCACCUGCAGACAGCAGAAUCCAUGUGCCGGCCAGUGGAUACUGCUGCCUGGAGUGUGGAGACGCGUUUGCCUUAGAGAAGAGCCUGAGCCAGCAUUACAGCCGGCGGAGCGUCCACAUCGAGGUGCUGUGCACGCUGUGCUCCAAGACGCUGCUCUUCUUCAACAAGUGCAGCCUGCUGCGGCACGCCCGUGACCACAAGAGCAAGGGACUAGUCAUGCAGUGUUCUCAGCUACUUGUGAAGCCCAUCUCUGCGGACCAGAUGUUUGUAACGGCUCCUGUGAACUCCACAGCACCAGCGACCCCAGCCGCUUCUUCCUCCCCCAAACCCAGCCCCUCUUCAGGCAAUGCCAGCUCUGCAAUCCCAGCCUUGCCACUUUACCCAGAUCCAGUGAGGCUCAUCCGGUAUGGAACCAAAUGUCCUGAAUGUCACAAGCAGAUGCGAGACUAUAUGGUUCUGGCUGCACAUUUCCAGAGGACAACAGAGGAAACUGAGGGGCUGACUUGCCAGGUAUGCCAGAUGCUGCUGCCAAAUCAAUGUAGUUUCUGUGCACACCAACGGAUUCAUGCACACAAGUCUCCCUACUGCUGCCCGGAGUGUGGUGUCCUCUGUCGCUCUGCCUACUUCCAGACUCAUGUAAAGGAGAAUUGCCUGCACUAUGCUCGAAAAGUGGGCUACAGGUGCAUCCACUGUGGUGUCAUUCACCUGACUUUGGCCUUGCUGAAAAGCCACAUCCAGGAACGACACUGCCAGGUUUUCCACAAAUGUGCAUUCUGCCCCAUGGCCUUCAAGACUGCCAGUAGUACGAUGGACCACAGUAACACCCAGCACCCCACCCAGCCUCACAAACCCUCCCAGCUAAUUUAUAAGUGCUCCUGUGAAAUGGUCUUCAAUAAGAAGAGGCACAUUCAACAGCAUUUUUACCAGAAUGUCAGCAAGACACAGGCGGGUGUCUUCAAGUGCCCUGAAUGCCCACUCCUAUUUCUGCAGAAGCCAGAAUUAAUGCAGCAUGUCAAGAAUACCCAUGGUGUUCCCCGGAACGUGGAUGAACUGUCCAGUCUCCAGUCUUCAGCAGACACGUCCUCUAGCCGUCCUGGUUCUCGAGCUCCUACUGAGCCCCCAGUAACAAGUGUGGCUGCUAGAGGCAGCUCCCUGACUGCUGGUCGUUGGGGCCGGCAGGAAGCCCACCGCAGGGCUGAAGCCAGACCCCGGAUGAGGAGCACUGGUUGGACCUGCCAGGAGUGCCAGGAAUGGGUUCCUGAUCGAGAGAGCUAUGUGUCACACAUGAAAAAGAGCCAUGGGCGGACACUGAAGCGGUACCCGUGCCGGCAGUGUGAACAGUCCUUCCACACCCCCAGCAGCCUGCGCAAACACAUACGCAAUAACCAUGACACAGUAAAGAAGGUCUACACUUGUGGGUACUGCACUGAGGAUAGCCCCAGUUUUCCUCGGCCCUCCCUCCUGGAGAGCCACAUCAGCCUUAUGCAUGGUAUCAGAAACCCUGAUUUGAGCCAGACGUCCAAAGUCAGACAUCCAGGUGGACAUUCCCCUCAGGUGAACCAACUGAAAAGACCAGUCAGCAGAAUGGCAGAUGCUCCGGGCACUAGCAAUGGCGCGACUCUUUCCUCUACCAAAAGGCACAAGUCCCUAUUUCAGUGUGCAAAGUGCAGCUUUGCCACAGACUCAGAGCCCGAGUUCCAGAGCCACAUACCUCAGCACCAGGUGGACAGCUCUACAGCCCAGUGUCUCCUCUGUGGCUUGUGCUACACAUCCGCCAGUUCCCUCAACCGCCACCUGUUCAUAGUCCACAAAGUGAGAGACCAGGAGGAUGGAGAGGAGGAGACUGUGGAAGUGAAAUUGGAAGCCACUGACCCAGAGGCAUGCUCUGGAGAGGAGGUGGCCAUGCAGACGAGGGAGAAUGGACUAGAAGAAUGUGCCAGUGAGCCUUCCGUGGCUGACCUAGAGCCAAGGAGAUCACUAGGCCUGACCCCGGAGGAAGACAGUGCUCAGGGCCCCCAGAAUCCACCACAGGCCUCUCAGGACCAGAACAGCCAUGCGCUAUCUCCUCAGGUGUGACCAGAGGCUUUGUAGCCAUCAGUCAGGCCGUGGCACCCUCCACCUGCUAUGCAGGCUGUGAAAGAAAAAGCGCUGUCCCAGUGUGUGUGGCCACUGUGCUCGGGAGCAGUGUCUAUCCUGAGCUGUAGAUUCUGGAUGUCUCCCAGCAUCCAGAAUCCCUCACAGCUCUGAAUUUGCUUCUGUUAUUUAUGGCUUUAUGCUGCUUCUUGGUACCCCAAUUCUCAUCCGUGUCCUUCCAGCCCCAGGUGGCUGAGGUAGUGCAGCCCUAAUGCUGUCACUCAGUCCUCAGUGGCUGUGUUGUGGGCUCCCUACCUGCUGUGUUCUGUGGGGCCUCCUCAGAGCUCUAUUUCCCUGCAGAGCCCAAGAAGGGGAAUGAAGGAUGCUAGCUGUUCCACUGGGACUCUGCCCAGCCUGGCUUGUUGAGGUCCCUUGCUCACCCUCUCCUUCCUAUCUUCUCUCAUUCUUUUCCCUGGAAACAUCCUGAGGACUUCACGUGUCACCCUGGCUGAUGUCUCUCUGGGUGGGAGAAAUGUCAGCACACUCCUAUUUGGAGCUGAGGAAAGCAUGAAGUAUGGCCAAGGCAGGCCGGUGCUGAGAGCCAGACCCUCUUUGAGAGCUGUGGGUGGGUCCCCCUGCUGCUGCUGUCCUGUAGUCCCUGACAGGUAGGGCGUGGCUUACACAGACAUUGGCAUGUUUGUAUUCUUGCUCCUGUGCCCUUAGAGAGGCUGCUGCCUCAGGCAGGCCAGCCCCUCCUCUUCCUCUCAGCCACAUUCUUAUUGCUCAGACUAUAUUUCAAUAAAAAAGAAAAUCUUAUCAUGCAGGUAGGCUCUUGUAUUCAUGCUCAGGUGAGCUAGCCCUUCCCAGCUCCACCUGAGGCUCUCCCCACAGUGCUCUGACUGUCCCAUCUGAAGGAAAACAGGGUCCUGCUGCCCAUGGAGCUCUAGGCUCUGGAGCCUAUGCCUGGGAAACCAGGGGGCCUGUAUGCCUUGCUUCUCUUGAGACUUCUAAAAGAGGAGAGGGAGGGUGUCAGUACUGGUAAAGAGCCACUUCCAAGAACUCUGGCAUAUUGAUAUUCUCCAGGCAUCUUUCCAUUAAAGGGCUUUUCAGUCCAAAGAGCCUUCGUGAGGGGUCUGUGACUUUGUACAGCAUUUGGAGACAGUUGCCAUUGCCACAGCAAACCCAGACAUGGUAGAGUUAGGGUUAGAUGAGAGGUGGGCCUACCCAAGCAUGAGGGACAGGGUGUGGGAAGGUGUUCUCUGACCCGAAUGGCCUGGGGCUCGGCCUGGCAGAACCCUGUGCAGCACAGGGAAGGGGUGCUGGCUGAGUUCUUAGGCUUGGUCUUUCAAGGGAGGCAUGGAUAUCUAUUAGGAAUCAAGUUGGAUAAAUAUGCAUGGACUUUUCACAAUUGAAAACUUUUUUUGGUUGCUCUAUCAAAUGUCAAAUUUGAAGUGAAAGGCUAAUGGCAGUGGGAAAGUUAGUGCUUGCCUCAGAUCCAGAGAGGCUCUGCUGUCUAUACCAUAUGAAUGAAUGAAUGAAUGAGUGAAUGAAUGAAUGAAUGAAUGAACGAACAUUCUUCCUGGGAGGCCUCUGCCUCCCUGCUUCCCCAGCUGGCAGUGAGAAGAAGACAGCCCUAUUGAGCAAGUCCCAAGCCAACCACUGUCCCUUUCCCAGUUCCAAUCACAUUUCUCUUCAGAUCCUAUCAAUCUUUUACCUUAUGCAGAGGGCUUUGAGCUGUGUAGCUGUAUUUCUUCCCACUCAGAAGCCACAGAACAGAAGAUGGAGAAACUAAGGGUGGAGUCCCUGUCCUCAUGCCACAUCUAGCCUCUUGGAGUGGGAGCACAGAAACUGCUCUGGAAAGCCUGAGCCAUGGCCUGAGUUCUUCCCGCUCUUAACCAGCUCCUAACAGCUCUCCUUACAUGCUUCUCCCCCUCAGCGUAGAACUAGGAAUGCCCAUCAGGCUCCUUCCAGGCUUUCAUGAGGUCAUGAGUGUGCAAGCACUUUCUAGUUUCUAUAAUAGCAUGUGGAUAUGGGGAUUCUGCGCUUCUGCACCUGGAGACAGAGCAUUUCUCAUCUGCUCACUUUUGGAUGUGGGGUUAUCAGUUAGGAAUUGGCCUGCAUGCCUAUCCAUUAUUCAGUGAUGAUGAAGAUAGCAUUUCCAGCCCUGCUCAUGGCCACCAUCUUGUUAACUCUUAACAGAGAUAUUCAUUUAAUCCUCACAAGGAUCUCAGUUAUCCUUAUUUUAUAGAGAAGAAAACAGCCUUAGAGAGGUUGAAUGACAGAUUGUUGGGCCACCUGUGAUGAUGGUGCUGAGUCAAGCCUGUCCACCACUGUGCUACCUUAGUGACAGGGCUGCUCUGGCUGCUGCCAGGCUGUCAGCAGCGUGGAGCCAUCCGAAGCCCACCCACCCUUCUACUCUCCAAAAAGGCAGGGUGCCCCAGUGUCAGGUCCUUCGUGGAGCCCACCAGUGCCUUGCCACCCCCAAGGAGGGCCCUGCAUUUGCACGUGCGGUGUCCCUGCAGCGUUCUAUUCUCACUGGGGUUUACUUUGCUAUCUGAAGGCCCAUCAUCUCUGGAGCAUUGUAGAAGAGGUUAUCUAACUCUCCUGGGGAACACACAGUUCCUUCAGAGUCAGUAUUUCCUGAUUGCUUAUGAUGUCUUUUCAAUGCACUAUUGUUUGUCAUCUGAGGACGCUUGCUGUAACAGGUAUUUCACUGCUGCAGUGGAUUCUCUCCUCAUCAAGUUAGAUAAGAUUCUCUACUCUAGAAACUACCAUCUCAACACACUGAGACUUGACAAAUGACUAGUAUUUAUACUUUAACCGUUCGUUCUGUGUUUGUAAAAUGAUACGCCGGAUUACCAUGAACUAAUUGUUGUAAAGAAUUUGCCUCUUAUGUAAACAGUCUGGAUUUUAAAAACUUAAUGGUUGUAUUGUGUUCCCCUCCCCUUACCCCCCCCCCCACCCAAUUCUACAUUUUGCCUUGCCCCAGACUGAGGAACUUCUGUCCUGUUUGCCAUUGUACAUUCAGCACCAGGUAAUUAAAAAAAAAAUUGUUUGGAAGAAAUAGAUACAUAUACAUUUGACAACAAAGCAUUCAACAAUACAAAUGGAUAUACAAUAAAAAGUAAACUUCCUGAUGGAGGCGAGCCUCCAGUGCCCUCACCAGAGUUCCUCAUUGUUAUCUCUAUCUUGUGUAUCCUUUCAGAGCAAUUCUAUGCAUUUAUGAGUUAUAAAUAUGUAUAUUUAUAUAUCUAUUUUUAAUACAAACAGUAGCAUUCUAUA